Corvus hawaiiensis (hawaiian crow) is the source of this 3980-nucleotide messenger RNA. It is a transcript of the gene DMC1, whose product is annotated as DNA meiotic recombinase 1. The record is from RefSeq and is a predicted model, not a curated record. NCBI's taxonomy places the organism in Eukaryota, Metazoa, Chordata, Aves, Passeriformes, Corvidae. The transcript has 13 exons. Gene Ontology annotation, molecular function: double-stranded DNA binding; ATP-dependent DNA damage sensor activity; ATP binding. The coding region runs from base 2343 to 3371 and encodes 342 amino acids. Gene Ontology annotation, cellular component: nucleus; condensed nuclear chromosome. Gene Ontology annotation, biological process: DNA strand invasion; DNA recombinase assembly; mitotic recombination.
GAGGAGGAGGAGGAGGAAGGCGGGCGGCCGUGGCGAGCCCGGAGCGUUCGCCCCGGGUACUGCACCCUCCCACCUGCCCCGGAGCUGCCUCGGCAUGAGCUGGCGAUUUAAUUACUAUUCUAAUUUUGAUGGGGAAUUACGGUGCUCCGCGGAGCAGGGAGAUCAGUGAUUCCUCGCCCUUUGGGAAUAGAAAUAUACAUCUCAUGAGGAGGCAGCUGGCAAAGAAAAGCCAAGUAAAUCCGUGUGUUGAUGACGAUUAAUCAGUUAUUUUCCUCUGAGUCAACAGAUGUGAGAUCCCGCCGUGGAGCCCCUUGGGGCAGGUCAGAUCGCCCUCGGCCCAGAGAGCCGAGCUCUGCUGCCAUUUUCUGACAGCCCAAGCCCGAGGGGAAUUGCAGGGACCAGCUCCCUGUCACACCCGCAGGCUGUGAGGAGUGUGGCAUCCAGGUCUUGCUCACCUACCCUUGGGUACUUGAGGUGGCACAGGACUGUUAGUGGCUUUUCAUGGAUGUGCUCUGUUGUCUCAGACUUUCACCCUUUUAUCUGCUUCCCUGCAGGCAGUGGUGACUGGAAUCCUUCAGGUGUGCCAACACACCAGCAGCAGGAGAACGCUCCACUGAGCAGGAGGAUUUUUUUCGUACCUAAAGCUUUUAGUAGGGUGAGGUAUAAUUUCUCCAUUUUCCCUUGUAGCCUGCAGGAAGGCACAGGUCUGGGUCUGCCUUGUUUUUCUGCUGUGAGAUGCCAAUUGCCUAAGGAUGGGGAGUAGGAGAAAAAUCCCAUAACGUGCUCGGCGGUGAUUGAAGUGCAGGAUUAUGUGCAUUUUGUGAGGACGUUUUUAAUGAAAAAGGAGAUUGUAAUAUAGUUUUAAUGCCUCUUGCAUUACUUGUUUUUCUUCCUUCAGUAUUUGAAGCUAAGGGAUUUUUCAAAUCUCCCCAAGUAUUUUUUAAUAGUGUUUUGCUGUAAUUAUGUGAAGACAUGAUUUGUCAUUCUAUAAUUGUCAGGGUCCUGAAAUAGAAAUUAAAUAUAUCCUGAUACUAUCAGAAAAAACUGAUUUUAUAAGAAUAUUUCCAUUAAAUACCAACAGAAUAAGAUAAUUCUAAAAUUCUGCUAUUUUGUUCCUUGUUUUCCCAGCCUCUAUAUACAUAAGAUUCUUGCAAGCAAAUUAAUAUCCAUUUAGAAGCUGAAAAAAGGCUUUUUGCAGAUAUUUAGCCGAAGUUAUCCAAACCUCUGUUAGACGUAGCCCACCUUAUAGUUCACAGAUUUUGUUAACAAGGAUGAGCAAGUAAAUGUAUGCACACAUUUUGAUGUGGUCGUCUGCAAAACUUUUGAUCAUCCAUAGCUAGAACACCAAAAGUAAGCUCACAAUUUAAGCAGAAGCAACUUAACCCAUUUACAAAACCACAAAAGUGAUGCAGUAGUUUGGUUAUAAGAUUGUAUUUCUAAGGAACUACUUUGUAUUCACUGUUCUUGCAUUCAUAAAAUUUAAGGAGGUCACACUUUGCUUAUUUAACCAUGCUAUCACAAAGUGCCUAUUCCAGUUCUAGGCCUUGCUUAUAGGAAGUCACAUAGAGAAGGCAGUGAAGCUGUGGUGGAGUACAGACAUCACAAGUUAACCAUGAGAAAACAUGAAAUGAGCUCUCUGUAUAAGGGUUUGCGUAAUAAAAGUCUCAGAUUUUUAUUACCCUUCUUUUGUUCUCUCCAUGCAAGCAUACUCCUUACAGGCAUUACCUGCACGUCUUCAGCAUUUAUUGGUCGUUUUGAACCUCAGCAAGAACUUGAAAACAAAUACAGCUUUAACAGUAUGCUCUCAAGAUAAAUCACUAAGGAGCUGUAGCCUUCUCAGCACUGUUUUGAGGGUUUUCUGUCAUAUCAAGAUGGGGAGGCUGAGCCGUUGCAUUGCCUUUCCAUUACCCAUUCUGUCUGCAACUAUGCUGACUUUUGUUAUAAAAAUGCAGACUAUCUUUCACUUUCUUACCAGAAUAAAUUCCACUAGUGAUAAUUCAUUUCAAAUGUUCCCACAUCCAAAACUCAUCUCUGACCCAAGAUUCUCACAAAGGAAUGAGAUCUCUUUUCCUAAUACCCGUGAAGUCCUUUCUAGUCAAACUGGUUCAUGGGAGUGUAAAGCCAUGGAUUUUCUCCUUUUGGGCUAGUAGGUCAGAUAAUAAAAGAGUUGGAAGCAGAAUCCAAAUUUGAAUCCAUAUCUGAUGUCAUACUAACAAGUUUCUAUAGUUCAAGGACUUCUUAAAAGCCCUUUUACAGACAUUUACUCAUUUAUUGCCCCCCCAAGACUGUCUCUGUUUGCAUUUCCCAGUAGCGAUCAAUACUUUACUGCGUGCUCUUUCGUGAUGAAGGCCAUGGAGGAUCAAGUAGUCCAAGAAGAACCAGGAUACCAGGAUGAUGAGGAAUCCUUUUUUCAGGAUAUUGACCUGCUGCAGAAGCAUGGAAUUAACGUAGCAGAUAUUAAAAAGCUGAAGGCAGUUGGGAUUUGCACAAUCAAAGGAAUCCAGAUGACCACAAGAAGGGCGCUGUGCAAUGUGAAGGGGCUCUCAGAGGCCAAAGUGGACAAGAUUAAAGAAGCUGCAAACAAGCUUGUUGAACCAGGUUUCCUCACUGCCUUUGAGUACAGUGAAAAACGGAAGAUGGUAUUUCAUAUUUCCACUGGCAGCCAGGAAUUUGAUAAACUUCUGGGUGGUGGGAUUGAAAGCAUGGCAAUUACUGAGGCCUUUGGAGAGUUCCGGACAGGCAAAACCCAGCUAUCUCACACUCUUUGUGUGACAGCUCAGCUCCCAGGACCAAAUGGCUACACAGGUGGAAAGAUUAUCUUCAUUGAUACCGAGAACACUUUCCGGCCAGACCGCCUGCGUGACAUUGCUGAUCGCUUCAAUGUUGACCAUGAGGCAGUGCUUGACAACGUGCUGUAUGCACGUGCAUAUACCAGUGAACAUCAGAUGGAAUUGCUUGACUAUGUAGCAGCCAAGUUCCAUGAGGAAGCUGGUAUCUUCAAGUUAUUGAUCAUUGACUCCAUAAUGGCACUUUUCCGUGUGGAUUUCAGUGGUCGCGGAGAGUUGGCCGAACGACAACAGAAACUAGCUCAGAUGUUGUCAAGGCUCCAAAAAAUAUCAGAAGAAUAUAAUGUGGCUGUGUUUGUGACCAACCAGAUGACUGCUGACCCAGGAGCAACUAUGACCUUUCAGGCAGACCCGAAAAAGCCCAUUGGGGGCCACAUCCUUGCUCAUGCUUCGACUACCAGGAUCAGUUUGAGGAAAGGGAGAGGGGAGCUGCGGAUUGCAAAGAUCUACGACAGCCCUGAGAUGCCUGAAAACGAAGCCACAUUUGCAAUAACUGCCGGAGGGAUUGGGGAUGCCAAAGAAUAGGUAAAAAAAUGAUGUAAAUGUACAGCUAAAAACCAGCUGAGUAGUUGGGAUGAAGAUCUGUGCAAGGUCGACGACUACCUGGCUGCAUUUGUAGCUUUUGGGAACUAUUUAAGAUAUUUUGGGAGAACACUGGGAUGAACUUUGUACAGUUCAGUUUUCCUGAACUAGAAUUUGUUUCAUUUAGGAUCUUCGUUUUUCAAUUGAACUUUUAGCACACAAAGAUAUAAGCAGUAAGAUUUUGAAUUGUUCUUAGAAUCCUUUUUCUAUGUUUUGUGAAAAUCAAACCUGUCCUUUCACAUGAGAGUGAAUAUACUCUUUCUUAAUUUAUUUCAAAGAGAGUGUCUAAGUGGUAGAAUUUAACAGUGUGAAAUGCAACAGAAUUGGAAUAACUCAGUUAUAAAAUCGACAUAUAUAGAUGGAAAAGGCAGUGGGAGGAACAACAGCUCAAGAACUUGAUGGGUUUUCAUGUACUGUAGAGGAACAAAUACAUUUUUAAGCCAUUUUAUCUCGCCUAGAUGUUUAUGUUUUUAUUUAGCAUUUUCUACUUUUUGGACAGAAUGUUUUAAACCUGUUCUGAUUAAAGUUAAAAAUAAAGACUAUGAAUUAGAA